AUGAAGCAAGACAAAUCUGUUUUCAAGACACCUGAAAAGAAAACAACUCAAGAAAUCAGACAGAGUCCAAGACUUAAAAUGAUUGAAUACAAAAAAUCCGUGACUCCUAUUAAAGUUGAUGAUAGCCUUGUAAAGAAAGAAUCUGAUGAAAAAAAUAAGCCUGGAACUUGGAAGACAACAAUAUUGCCACAUUUGUUAGGCAAAACACCUAUGAGAGAAAUUGACUGGUGUGGUUUUAUAACCAAUUGCUUGAAAAUGUCAAAGAUGACGUGGGAUGAAACCGAUAGAGGAAACUACUAUUGUGGGCCACUUCUUGUAUUAUUGUUAGCUUAUUUGGAGUUUAUGAGGAAUGAUAAGAAUGAAAAAAGACAAAUACAUGCACUAUAUUUUUGGGAUUAUGAAAUGAUGGUGAAAAGGGAAAAAGUUGAGUUAAAGAGUGGUGACUUUGGAACUUUGGAAUGGAAUGAUGAUGUUAUAGAGAAUAAUGAAGAAUCCGACACCAAUGAAAAUGAAGAUAUGAAACUCGAUGAAUUGGUAUUCAAAGCGCACAAAGAAUUACAAAAAACUAGUGAAUGA
This is a messenger RNA of Lactuca virosa, 576 nucleotides long. Lineage: Eukaryota; Viridiplantae; Streptophyta; Magnoliopsida; Asterales; Asteraceae. The record is from the annotation of a GenBank genome assembly.